AUGGGACUAACAGAGAUCCGAAAAGCGUGCGAGGUCUCUCUAGAUAUUCCUGCCGAACAGCAACCCAAGCUUCACAAUCGAUGGCAUCCAGAUAUUCCCUUUGCCGGAACUAUUAAAGAUGGCGAGACAGUGGACUGGACCGGAGGGCAAAUUGGAAAUAAUGACAGCGCGGAUGAUAUGAAGAAUGUCGAUCUCACCCGUAUCCACUAUCUUUCCGGGCCGUUUGAGAUAGCGGAAGCAGAGCCUGGAGAUGUCUUGCUUGUUGAAAUUAUGGAUGUGCAGCCGAUGGAGAAGGCACCAUGGGGAUUAUGUCCCGCUGUUGACAAUCUUUUAGGAGUUUUUGAUAAGAACAAUGGCGGUGGAUUCUUGGAUGAAUUAUAUCCCACUGCAGCCAAAGCUAUCUGGGACUUUGAGGGCAUAUAUUGUACAUCUCGCCAUAUUCCUCACGUUAAAUUUCCGGGUCUCAUCCAUCCUGGAAUAUUAGGCUGUGCACCUUCUGCAGAAGUCUUGGCCGAAUGGAACAGACGUGAAGGAGAGUUGAUUGCGGCAAAUAAACUCGACCGCAUCGUUGCUCAGCCUCCCAACGCCAAGAACGUUCAUGCAGGCAGUGCUUCCGCCGAAAUCAAAGAAAAAGUUGGGCGUGAGGGUGCCAGAACUAUUCCCGGUCGACCGGAACAUGGAGGAAACUGUGAUAUUAAGAACCUUUCUCGUGGAAGCAAGAUCUAUCUUCCAGUUCAUGUAAAAGGCGCCAAAUUCAGUGUUGGUGAUCUCCACUUCUCUCAGGGCGAUGGUGAAAUAUCAUUUUGCGGCGCUAUCGAGAUGGCUGGCGUGGUUACUAUGAAUUUCAAGGUGAUGAAGAAUGGCGUUGCAGACUUAGGAAUGAAGUCACCUCUCUAUCUCCCCGGACCAGUGGAACCUCAUUACGGGCCUGGUAGAUAUUUGACAUUCGAAGGAUUCUCUGUGGAUGAGCACGGGAAGCAGCAUUACAUGGAUGUCACAGUUGCAUACAGACAAACAAUCUUGCGCUGCAUCGAGUAUCUCCGUCGUUUCGGCUACUCCGACUACCAAGUGUACCUCCUACUCUCGUGCGCCCCAGUCCAAGGCCACAUCGCCGGCAUUGUCGACAUUCCAAAUGCCUGUACAACUCUCGGCCUCCCCAUGGAUAUUUUCGACUUCGACAUCUCCCCCAAAGGUCCAGUGACGAAAAUGGACAUGGGAAACUGUGCCUAUGAGACAGGUGUCACGGAGGGCAAGAUUACAAGUGGUGGAGAGAAUAGCGAGAUUUCUUGGGGUGGAGGCUUGACUUAUAAGAAAUGA
Venustampulla echinocandica is the source of this 1317-nucleotide messenger RNA. Its product is annotated as Acetamidase protein. NCBI's taxonomy places the organism in Eukaryota, Fungi, Ascomycota, Leotiomycetes, Helotiales, Pleuroascaceae. The coding region runs from base 1 to 1317 and encodes 438 amino acids. The record is from RefSeq and is a predicted model, not a curated record. Gene Ontology annotation, molecular function: hydrolase activity, acting on carbon-nitrogen (but not peptide) bonds, in linear amides. The transcript is spliced from 12 exons.